Messenger RNA from Nanorana parkeri, 3344 nucleotides. RefSeq names its product polyhomeotic-like protein 2. Lineage: Eukaryota; Metazoa; Chordata; Amphibia; Anura; Dicroglossidae. The record is from RefSeq and is a predicted model, not a curated record. Gene Ontology annotation, molecular function: zinc ion binding; protein binding. Bases 1 to 3210 code for a protein of 1069 amino acids. Gene Ontology annotation, cellular component: PRC1 complex; nucleus. The transcript has 15 exons.
AUGGCGGAGGUCUGUGGAUGGAUGAAUGUUGGAGGCGUGGCCUCAUGGUUUCCUUGGUUACUGCAGGUGAUUCAGCAAGCUCUGAGCCGCCAGCCCAACACAGCAGCGCAGUACUUGCAGCAGAUGUACGCCGCCCAGCAGCAGCACCUCAUGCUGCAAUCAGCAGCUCUACAGCAGCAGCACCUGACCAGCGCCCAGCUCCAGAGUCUGGCAUCAGCACAGCAGGUCACCCUGUGCUGUAUAUGGCAGGGUCCAUGUUGGGGUAUGGGGGUGCACCCCUCCUGUAUACAUGUCUUACUCGAUGUCUCCUCUCCCCAGAUUAUCCAGCGCCCGCAGACUGUCGGCUCCACACCAGCUCAAGCUUCCGGAAUCACCCAGCAGGCCGUUCUGUUGGGAAAUGCGUCUUCCCCGGCACUGAGCACCAGCCAGGCACAGAUGUACCUCCGGGCACAGAUGCUUAUAUUUACCCCUACGGUCAGCAGCAUCCAAUCUGAUGUCAGCUCUGCGUCCUCCUCCCAGCCUCCGCCUAUCAGUACUCAGGUCCAGAAUCUCACCGUGCGGGGUGCGAUUGGUGAGACGGGAGCUCUGAAUCAGACGCAGCUCCCUACCCUGGCUAUGAAGCCUGCCACCCUGAGCCUCCAUCCUGUGAUCAAACCUGCCGGGUGUGUAGGCAGCCAUACCGCAGACACCACCAAGAAAGGGGAAUCGCCAGCAACAGACAGCCAGGCGCCAACAAACCGGACUACCGUCGCCACACACGCGGUUAUGACUCCAGCUUAUCCUCCUCAGCUUGUCCCGGAACCAAAGCCGGUUCUGCAUCAGUUGGUCAUCCAGAACCGUCCUCACAGUCAGCCCCGCCCUCUGCUGCCCCUCACCCACCAGCCUCAGGUGUCCCAGGGUCUCUCCUCUCCACCAAUCACAUCCCAAGCUCCGCUGGUACCGGCUUCCUCAUGCGUGGAGUCCGACAAGCAGAAAUCCAACCCCGUUCUUCCCCUGCUCCCGCAGCGUCCAACCUUCGGAGGACAAGAUGGCGCCGUCCAGUGCAGACUUCUCCCGGCCAGCUCAGCCGUCAUCUUUCAGAUCCCGCGGGCCGUGCUGCUGGUGUUCAGCCUCUCCGGCCUGCGAGUCUUCAGAAACACGGCGAUGCCGGGAGCGCCGGGGCUGGAAAGUGCUCGGCAGCAAACGUUUCACCAGAAUGGAGUCUCUUAUCCUCCUCAGCUUGUCCCGGAACCAAAGCCGGUUCUGCAUCAGUUGGUCAUCCAGAACCGUCCUCACAGUCAGCCCCGCCCUCUGCUGCCCCUCACCCACCAGCCUCAGGUGUCCCAGGGUCUCUCCUCUCCACCAAUCACAUCCCAAGCUCCGCUGGUACCGGCUUCCUCAUGCGUGGAGUCCGACAAGCAGAAAUCCAACCCCGUUCUUCCCCUGCUCCCGCAGCGUCCAACCUUCGGAGGACAAGAUGGCGCCGUCCAGUGCAGACUUCUCCCGGCCAGCUCAGCCGUCAUCUUUCAGAUCCCGCGGGCCGUGACUCCUCCACAGCAAGACAAUCCACAGAAAUCGUGCCACCCGCACCGAGGCCACCGACAGCCACCGACCCGGAUACCAGCCGCUGCACACACCAACCAUCUGCAGGACAAGCCACACGGAUACAGCCUCAUCCCUUCCUACCAGAGGAUCAGACCUACUACAUACAGCAGAGGCCAGGAGUCACAGACAACCUCACUCCAGCAGAGGCCAGGAGUCACAGACAACCUCACUCCAGCAGAGGCCAGGAGUCACAGACAACCUCACUCCAGCAGAGGCCAGGAGUCCGAGACAACCUCACUCCAGCAGAGGCCAGGAGUCAGAGACAACCUCACUCCAGCAGAGGCCAGGAGUCAGAGGCAACCUCACUCCAGCAGAGGCCAGGAGUCCGAGACAACCUCACUCCAGCAGAGGCCAGGAGUCCGAGACAACCUCACUCCAGCAGAGGCCAGGAGUCAGAGGCAACCUCACUCCAGCAGAGGCCAGGAAUCCGAGACAACCUCACUCCAGCAGAGGCCAGGAGUCCGAGACAACCUCACUCCAGCAGAGGCCAGGAGUCUGAGACAACCUCACUCCAGCAGAGGCCAGGAGUCCGAGAUAACCUCACUCCAGCAGAGGCCAGGAGUCCGAGACAGCCCAGUAGCAGAAGGCUGGUAUACAGACCACUGUAAGGCCCUGACCUCCACUUUUUGGCACGGACUCCUCAUUGUGGAGAAGUUGCAGCUGCUCAUCUUGUGUUUUCACAAAAGUACAAAGCAGGUGGGUGAGAUGAUGAAGUAUUACUCCAGCCAGACCCAGCAGAGCUCUUCUCCUCCCUUGGACAUGACAUCGGGAAAUGGCUCCUCGCCUCUACCUGCGGCAGCCCCAGGCAGCACCCCUCAGAACGCUGAGAACAAACCACCCCAGGCUGUGGUCAGACCGCAGAUCCUCACUCAUGUCAUCGAAGGCUUCGUCAUCCAGGAGGGGGCCCAGCCGUUCCCGUCACACAGGAGCAGAGCUGCCCUGGAGGUGGGGCGCUCCUCCCUACUGGUGGCGGCCCAAGAGAAGUGUCAGCUUCUGGCUGAAAAACUGCCCCAGCAGGACAACAACACCACCACAGACUCUGAGAUGGAGGAGCCCAGUGUACCAGAAUCAAAGAGCGAUGGCGAUCCUCCUAAACUGAAGUGUGAGCUCUGUGGUCGGGUGGACUUGGAGUACAAAUUUAAACGUUCCAAGAGGUUCUGUUCCAUGGCCUGUGCAAAGAGGGUGUCAGGAUCCGUCACUCCCUCCAGUGUAACCCCUCUGUCCGUCUCCUCCACCCUCAAACACACCAAUAGCCAAGAGGAGUCCAGUCGCUGCUCUGAAAACUCCAGCUAUGAGGAGCCAUUGUCUCCAAUCUCUGCCAGCUCCUCCCUCCCCUGCCAGCACCACCAAGACAUGGAGAUGACCGACCUCCACCCCGGGGACACUCUACACAUCAACCACAACUUCUUACCCAGCGACCCAACCAAGUGGAACGUGGAGGAUGUCUACGAAUUCAUCCGCUCCUUGCCAGGCUGUCAGGAAAUCUCGGAGGAGUUCCGGGUACAAGAGAUUGACGGCCAGGCUCUGCUUCUUCUUAAAGAGGACCACCUCAUGAGCGCUAUGAACAUUAAACUGGGCCCGGCCCUGAAGAUCUACGCUCGUAUCACGAUGCUAAAAGACUCCUGACCACAGUGACUGCCGGGCAGAGGCGGAGCCGAGGACGCUUAUUUAUAGACAUUUUCUUUUAUACCUUCUUUGUAUUUUUAUGAAAACAAAUUCUCUAUUUUGCGAUGAAUAUCUCCGUCCCGCCAGAAGUUAUU